CGCGGGAGCGCGCAGGGCCCGCCUCGGACGCGCGCGCACGCUCCCCGCCCCCAAUCCGGGAGCCGCUGGCGGGCCGGCUCCGCGCCUCAUCGCCGGGUGCAGCGCAGCUCAGCGCGGUGCAACACGACUGCUUUUCUGCAGUGGAGUGGUCGGGGCUGUUCAGGACAAAGGUGUGAGCAGACUACUGGGCUGGCUGGUCCAUCAUGGCGGAGAAAGUGAACAAUUUCCCACCACUACCCAAAUUUAUCCCGCUGAAGCCAUGUUUCUACCAGGACUUCGAAGCAGACAUCCCUCCUCAGCAUCUCAGCUUGACCAAGCGCCUCUACUACCUCUGGAUGUUGAACAGCGUCACGCUGGCCGUGAACCUGGUGGGCUGUCUCGCGUGGCUGAUCGGAGGCGGGGGAGCCACCAACUUUGGCCUCGCCUUUCUCUGGCUCAUCCUCUUCACACCUUGCUCCUACGUCUGCUGGUUUCGGCCCAUUUACAAGGCCUUCAAGACAGACAGCUCCUUCAGCUUCAUGGCCUUCUUCUUCACUUUCAUGGCCCAGUUGGUCAUUAGCAUCAUCCAGGCUGUGGGAAUUCCAGGCUGGGGUGUCUGCGGCUGGAUCGCCACCAUCUCCUUCUUCGGGACAAACAUUGGCUCAGCGGUGGUGAUGCUCAUUCCCACGGUCAUGUUUACAGUUGUGGCCGUCUUUUCCUUCAUCGCCCUUAGCAUGGUUCAUAAGUUCUACCGGGGCAGCGGGGGCAGUUUCAGCAAAGCUCAGGAGGAAUGGACCACUGGUGCAUGGAAGAACCCACAUGUGCAACAGGCAGCCCAGAAUGCAGCCAUGGGGGCUGCACAGGGUGCCAUGAAUCAACCGCAGACUCAAUAUUCUGCCACCCCCAACUACACAUACUCUAAUGAGAUGUGAGCCGGCCAAGCCCACCAGGAGGCAGGGCUGGGGGCCAGUGGGACAGGGGGCUCAAGCCACAUCAUCUGUGUGGUGACCAAGCAGGGUUCCCCCUUCCCUUUUCUCCUCCCCAACUUUGUACAAAGAAUCAGAGUUUUAUAUAUAUAUAUAUGUAAAUAUAUAUGUAUAUGUCUAUCCCCUGCCCCCACCUUUUGGGUCCUGCUCUUGGCACCUCGAGAGCUGUGGGCUGCACAAGGAGUGGUCCUGUGCACCAGGGGCCGCGUCCAUGUCCCCUCGUGAAAUAAUGUGCAGUGGCGAUCUCUUGUUGUGGUGCUAGAUGUAUGUUUAGAACUAAACCAGCUCCCCCCUCCCCGGUCCACCCGGCCGCCCCCUCUGACCCUGGCCCAGGGACUCCUCACGGGGAAGGGGGAGGCCCAGCAGAGAGUCUGGCACCCUGUGCAUGGUUUAUGAGCCGAAGUUAUUUCCCCCUUUGGUCCCACUGGGAAGCAACAGUAUUUAGCGUUCAUGGUGAUGAGUAGGUUCUGGAGGGUGGGACAGAGUGGAUGUUUCUUGCCCCUGUAGUCCUCCCCUCAACCUCUUUCUCCCCUUGUUUCGUCCUCACUGUUAGACUCUUUGUGCUCUCUUCCCUAGCUGGCUCUCCCAGGAUCUUUCUCCUCUGCGGGUAGCUUUUCUUUGUCUUCCUAAUACGGGGUGUUUCAGUUAUGUCUGCUUCCAAGACUGCCCAGGUCCCCAGAUCUGAUCUGAUCCCCAGUUCAAGGAAGCUGACAUUGGAGCUGAGCCAGCCCUGAUGUGGAAGGGCACACAGCUUGCAGAUGGAGAGCCCGUUUGGUACUUGACACCCAGGGAAUGGAAAUGUAGGCCUUUCUCCUUGGUUCUGAAAGCCUGGCCUGCAGAGGCCGGCUUCUUCUUUUCCCUCUCCCACUCCUCCCCUUUCCUCCCCACAUCCUCCUUUAACCACUCUGCAUUUCCCGUGGAGCUGGGCCGUGUUAACUGUAAGGGCACUGCGGGAACAGAGGGCAUAGAACUCAUUAUUGGCCCCUGGGAGAAGUGUGGCUGGCCCCAGCCCAUAAGGGCUUCUGUGUAUUUCAGAGUGACCAUUGGGUUCUUGGGAGGAAUAGCUGUUCUUUUUGAGUAUGGCAGAAAGGAUAGAGCUUGGAGAGCCAGGUCUGAAGGGGGCGGGGAUCAAAAGAGAAGUCAAAUAGAAGCCCAAUGAGAGGGUAGCUUACCUCUCCAGUCCCACUUGCCCUUGGCUACAGGACAGAUUCUGUGGAGAUGCUCCCAGGCCCAGUUCAAGCCACAAGCACAAUGUCCUGAAUAGGGUUCCUGGUGGCCAGGGAGGAAGGAGAACUCUGCUUUUAGAUUUUCGUUUAGUGAGUUUUGCCCCUCCCUCCUCUUCCAUUCAAUUAUAGGACUUGGUUCCUGGCCUUUUUAAAAUUCUGUUAGAAUCUUCUACCCCUUCAUGACUGAUCUUAGUCCCUGGGACUGUCUCUUCCACGCAGUGGGUAGACAUUGCCUGGUCACAGAUCCGGCUGUGUAAGGCCUGAGGUGGGUAGGCCUUACCAAGGAGCAGCUGCCUGUUUCUCACUCCUUCCGAUGGAAACUCACCUGGGCUCGGUGGACUGGAGAACUAGACUGCACUCAGCCACUCCAGGCUGGUUCGCCUUGGUUCCAGGCCACCUUGAGCUUUGAUCUUCAGCUUCUUGUAGGAGAAGCCAAGUGUCUCUGGAAAGUUCCUUUCCUAGUGACCCCUUAGGCUUAGCUGAUUCUUUCCCGUACUGUUUCCUCUCUGGAGAGCAGUUGUCAUGAGCGAGGCCCUUCCUCCUUUUCCCUCCUGACCCCAGACUUCUGGCUCCCUUUCUCAUGGUCCUCCGGUAGUUCGGGGAGGGCUGUGACCAGCUGCCAGCCUAGCGUCCACUAGCUAUUGGAUGUUACCUCCAGUCAGUUUCCCUUCCUCCCUGCCGUUCCUCUUUCCAUGCCUGGCACUGACUUGGGAAAGCCUGUUACCAGUGUCUGGCCCAACUGCUCAGGCCCUGGAAUGCUGCAUCUCCAGGCAACUAUGCACUUUCAUGAGGAGGGAACCAGGCUGAGAAAUGGGGCUGGGCACGGAUGGUUUGGUUUUGGGGUGGGAGGAGGGCCCGGUCGGUUCUGGGGAUCCUCCUGUCUGUUGCCAGCCAGUGACCUGCUUUUGCAUUCUCCUGGUGCCCAAUGCCCCUUGUUUCUGAGAGACACAAACUAUUCCCUAGCUGGCAGUUGACCUGCCUGAGCCAAUGUGUCUAUCUGUGGUAACUGGAUGAACUAUAAUAAAGGGAUCAUUUGACCCUGUC
Molecule: messenger RNA, 3235 nt
Organism: Chionomys nivalis (European snow vole)
Lineage: Eukaryota; Metazoa; Chordata; Mammalia; Rodentia; Cricetidae
Gene: Scamp5
Product: secretory carrier membrane protein 5
Exons: 7
Coding region: 204-911 (235 amino acids)
Biological process (GO): protein transport
Cellular component (GO): trans-Golgi network membrane; recycling endosome membrane
Source: RefSeq, a predicted model, not a curated record